AUGAACCAGUUCCACGACGGGCACCACGUGCGGCUGCGGAGCCGCGCGCACCGCACCCGCACCUACCUCCACGCCGCCGCCGACGGGGAGAGCGUCACCCUCAGCCAGGUCCGGGCCUCCAUGAACGCGGCGUGGACGGUGCACAUCUACCACCGCGCCGACGGAGACGAAGACGACGACGGCCCGUACCUGCUCCUCCACAGCGCCGCCUACGGCCGCUACCUCGGCGCCACGGACGUGCCGGCGCGGCGAGGCCACCGCGGCUUCCGCGCGGAGCUGCGCGACUACGACCAGCCGGAGGUGGGGGCCAUCAUGUGGCGGGCCGUCGGGCCGGGCUUCGCGGACGACGUCGUCCUGCUCCACCACGCGGGCGGCCGCUUCCUCCGCGCCAACGGCAGGUACCUCCCCUGGAACGCCGGCGUCAGCCUCGACGGCGACGUCAACUCCAUGAUGCACUGGGUCGUCGAGCCCAUCCCCGCUAGAGAGGCUGGCAUGCCUGCCAUUCCUGGCCCGCUUCCGACUCUCCCAAGAUUCCUCUCCCACAUGUUCACGGAGCCGGGACGGCGGAUCCGGUACACUCCGACGCUCGGCGGGGACUACCCCGAGGACAGCGCCGGCUGGCGCGAGUUCUGGUUCAGGGGGAGGUCCGUGUUCCGUCUGAGGAACCAGGUGGUGAUGCGCACCAGCAUCAACCUGUACUACCAGAACAUCGCCAUGUGCGUCCGAGCGGGCCGCUACGGGAGGCUGACCCCGCUCGUCGUCGACCUGCCCCAUGGCGGCUACGGCGAGACCCUCGAGAUUGUCAUCCUCGAGGACGAGAUUCGUGGUUUUGCCUUCUUGAUCAUGUUAUUGAUUAUUGGCGUGCCACCUAACUGGCUCAUAAUUUCUGCUAUUUCAGCCUACGAUGAUCUGCGACACCCAGAUAUCUACGCGGAGUAG
Molecule: messenger RNA, 939 nt
Organism: Triticum dicoccoides
Lineage: Eukaryota; Viridiplantae; Streptophyta; Magnoliopsida; Poales; Poaceae
Exons: 3
Coding region: 1-939 (312 amino acids)
Source: RefSeq, a predicted model, not a curated record